AUGGGCGGGUCACCCGUGGAUUACAAGCGGCAACAGCAACAACAACAACAACAACAACAACAACAACAACAACAACAACAACAACAACAACAACAACAACAACAACAACAACAACAACAACAACAACAACAACAACAACAACAACAACAACAACAACAACAACAACAACAACAACAACAACAACAACAACAAUGGCCCGUACCCGCAACAGUGCCGGCCGCUCCGGCGGCGACGACGACGAUGUCGAGGCGCGGGAGCGCCGCGAGGCCGCCGCUGCCACCGCCGCCGCCGCCUCCGCUGCCGCCGCCAACGAGCUGCUUCGGCAGUACGAGCUGCAGAAGCAGCAGGAGCAGCCUGCUCCCGAUCCGGGCCUGCAAAAUUAAACUAUUCAUCAUUUUAGUUAGGACUAGGCUAUUUAAAUCCGACUGAGGCUCUAGCUUGUACACUUUUCCAUAUGUGCACACAAGUCACUUGCUUGGAAAGAAACGCCCCGUUUACGCAAUCUCGCCAGGAGCUCAUCAAUAUCACACACCAUGCUGCGUUCAUUCUCUCGCCGACGAAUACGACAUAUGCAGUUUGCGGCAACUGUCUACUGCAAAGUUCACAAGGGCAUGAGAUUUGUGGUGAUACAACGAAGAAUUCAUACGGGCAGCAUUGAAGGCUAACACCACAACAUCCGAGGAAGACCGCAGCCUGCGAAGGUAUCAUAGUCGAGACGUUGCUUUUUCACAUAAGCUUGACCGAUAGGCCGGAAAUCGCCAGGGCGAUUCGCGGUACUUUUCUGGAUUAUGAUCUCGUAGUUGCAUCCCACAAGUCAGGGUCGUCAUUUUAGUGUAAGCAAUUGGCUGACCACUAUAGCCAAGAUGUAAUGGAUUAAACCCUG
This is a messenger RNA of Microdochium trichocladiopsis, 883 nucleotides long. RefSeq lists its product as uncharacterized. The record is from RefSeq and is a predicted model, not a curated record. Lineage: Eukaryota; Fungi; Ascomycota; Sordariomycetes; Xylariales; Microdochiaceae. The transcript is spliced from 3 exons. The coding region runs from base 1 to 429 and encodes 142 amino acids.